This is a messenger RNA of Cutaneotrichosporon cavernicola, 909 nucleotides long. RefSeq lists its product as uncharacterized. Bases 1 to 909 code for a protein of 302 amino acids. Gene Ontology annotation, cellular component: cytoplasmic exosome (RNase complex); nuclear exosome (RNase complex). Gene Ontology annotation, molecular function: mRNA 3'-UTR AU-rich region binding. The record is from RefSeq and is a predicted model, not a curated record. Gene Ontology annotation, biological process: U1 snRNA 3'-end processing; TRAMP-dependent tRNA surveillance pathway; U5 snRNA 3'-end processing. Lineage: Eukaryota; Fungi; Basidiomycota; Tremellomycetes; Trichosporonales; Trichosporonaceae. The transcript is spliced from 3 exons.
AUGGCAUCCCUCUCCCCUGCUGAGCGGGACUACAUCAUCUCCGGCCUACUCUCCGACCCGGCGCUGCGUGUCGACGGCCGCAGUCUCCUCUCACCCCGCCCCAUCGAGACGGAAUAUGGCGUGAUGCCAGCCGCGAAUGGGAGUGCGCGCGUGCGUGUUGGCGGCACAGAGGCUGUUGCCGGGAUCAAGCUCGAUGUCGGCGAGGUGUCCAAGGGCUCUUUUGAGGGGGGUCCGGGAUGGAGGGCAAAGGUCGAGGUGGAUAUCACACCACAAGCCCUUCCCUCCACAGACCCAAAGACGUUGCAAACCCUCUCGGCAUCCUACGCCGCCCUCCUCGCGGAACACUUCGUACCCUCCGUCUCUCCUCUCAAGAUCACCGAGACGCGUGCCUUCAUCCCCUCCCUCCAUAUUGCGCUGCUCUCAUGCGACGGCGCCAUCGCUUCUGCACUAACCCUUGCUGCGCGCGGUGCUUUUGCCGACCUCCAAGUUCCCGUUACCAAGGUGGUGGGCAUGGAGGAGGAGGACGCCGAGACGCAAGCGGAUUUGGCGGGGAUCAAGGGCGCAAUCGCCGCUGGACGGGCGGGGAAGGGUAAAGGCCGCGCUCGGGCUCGUGGUGGUGACGACUGGGAUAUUGAAGGGGACUCUGCGCCGCUCGAGGGAAGGGAGGAGUUGCCCGUCCUAGUUACGCUUAAUCUCGUUGGGGAGAAGGAAUUCGUUGACGCCUCUCUGCGCGAGGAGGCUGCGUGUCCCGCGCGCGUGCAUGUUUUCGUGCGACCGGGCGGGCGGAUAGCGGGUAUCCGGAUGGAAGGUGAUGGUGGGAUCGCGACGGAGCGUAUCCGGCCGCUCCUGGAGGAAGCACGCCGGAUCGGCCUCGAGCUCGCCGAGGCGCUCAACGCCGACCUACCAUAG